Messenger RNA from Cadophora gregata, 1248 nucleotides. RefSeq lists its product as uncharacterized. The record is from RefSeq and is a predicted model, not a curated record. Gene Ontology annotation, molecular function: heme binding; oxidoreductase activity, acting on paired donors, with incorporation or reduction of molecular oxygen, reduced flavin or flavoprotein as one donor, and incorporation of one atom of oxygen; iron ion binding. The transcript is spliced from 2 exons. The coding region runs from base 1 to 1248 and encodes 415 amino acids. NCBI's taxonomy places the organism in Eukaryota, Fungi, Ascomycota, Leotiomycetes, Helotiales, Ploettnerulaceae.
AUGCUCAUUGCACCAUUACCACCGACCUUCGAACAGAAUCUCCUUGGAGUCAGUGGGAUAGACACCAUCGACCCGAAGAACAUCGAGGCGGUUCUAUCGACUCAAUUUACAGGUAACAGUAUCAAAUCCAAUUGUAAUGCACAAGCUGAUAUGAUUCGGGAAGAUUUUAGCAUGGGUGAUAGGCCAGCAGUGUGGAAACCGUUCAUAGGACCAGGGAUAUUUACACAGGACGGUGACGAUUGGAAGCAUUCUCGAGAUCUUCUUCGGCCUCUAUUCAUGUCAAAGCGUGUUGACAACUUCCUUGAGGUUCAAGAAUCAACAGAGACCCUCAUUAAGUGCAUUCCCGAUGGGGAAAUUGUUAAUUUCCAGCCUCUGAUGUUCAGCUUCACACUUGACACCACAACCUAUCUUCUCUUCGGCAGAGCAAUCAGAUCUUUGGUGGACGAGAAUAAGGAGGCGAAAGCCUUUGGCGAGGCAUUUCGCAUCUCCCAGGAGUAUCUCUCACACCGCGGUCGGCUCGGUGCUCUCCAUUGGUUGUUGAAUCCCAAAGGGUUUCGAGACUCGAACACGGUAGUGCACAAGUGGAUCGACAGAGAGAUUAGAGAAGCUCUCCAGAGAUACAAGUCAGGCUCGAACGAUGCAGAGGACCGUAAACCAACCGACUAUGGCUUUCUUGGAAGUUUGGUGAACGAGACUCAAGAUCCGAAAGUUUUGAGAGACGCUAUGCUGAAUGUUCUUCUCGCCGGGAGAGAUACGACAGGGUGCCUACUGACCUGGACUUUGCGCUUACUGGUCAUGCAUGAACAAGUGAUGAGCAAGUUGAGGGACGAGGUUCGAUCAACUGUGGGUGUUGGCAUCAACGCAAGGAGACCAGACAGAAACGAUAUCAAGAAGAUGCAAUAUCUCUCAUAUAUCCUCAAAGAAGUUCUCCGUCUUUAUCCAUCUGUGCCCAUCAACUCUCGCGCAGCUGUGAAAACGACAACCCUACCGACUGGAGGUGGUCCAGACGGCACCGCGCCAAUAUUCGUGAAAGAAGGGACUGCAGUUGGUUAUGCCGUUUAUGCCAUGCAUCGGCGGAAAGAAUUGUAUGGAAACGAUGCCGAGCUCUUUCGCCCUGAGCGGUGGGACCCCCGGGAAGAUGACAACAGCAUUGACCUGAAGAACAUUGGGUGGGGAUAUCUGCCAUUUAAUGGAGGGCCACGUGUGUGUAUCGGACGUAAGUUCAUGCUUGGUAUUCCCAUUCCCUGA